AUGAACAUCGCUUGUCAAGUUGUGGGCCGGUACGUGAUAUAUUACAACACGAGAGAGGGAAACCUGACCCAGAAGCCCACUUAUUCAAAGGAAGCAUACAUUGAACUGUGUGAAGUCGAAGUGUUUGGCUGCCCUGAACUUGGCUUCAAAGGACCGUAUUGUGACGAACCUUGUCCAAAUAAUUGUCAAUACUGUAACCCCAAAACUGGGGAAUGUAUUGGAGCCUGCAACCCAGGAUACUAUGGUGAACAGUGCAAAUUCUACGAUCGGGGAAACCUAGCCCUACAUAAACCGACAUUCCAGUCCUCCACAUUUUUUAGUACUACCGGAAGUAAGGCUGCUGUUGAUGGUCAAAAGAAUGACCUGAGUUUGUAUUCGGGUCAUUGCGCUGUGACCUCUGAGCAUCAAAACUACGCUCUCUGGAGAGUUGACCUCCUGCAAAGGCGUAAAAUUGAAAGGCUUACCUUACAAGCUUUGACUUCUGUUUCCAAAUGGGAUGGGAAAAAUAAUUAUACAGGACUUCUUCUGGGCUUUACAUUAACAGUUUCUAACUCCACCAAUCAAAAUGAGGGUGUCGUCUGCUACAAAGACACAAACCAUACAAGGUCAACUAUACCUUUCUCAUUCGAUAUAAGCUGCCCUGUGAUUGGUCAAUAUGUCUCGUAUUACAAUGAAAGACUCCCGGACAUUAGCUAUCCAGCUGGUUACAGUCAAUACGCCCAGUCAGCUCUGUGUGAAGUCGAAGUGUAUGGUUGUCCAAUUCCUGGAUUUGACGGUCCGCAUUGUGCUGUCCCUUGCUUCUCUAGCUGCAAAAAUCAUCUAGAAAAUCUAGCUCUCUGGAAACCAACAUAUCAGUCUUCCACGCGAUCUGGCGCUUCCGGUUCAGAGAAGGCAGUUGAUAACCGGAAAUCUGAUCGGACGUUUCGCGGUGGUCAAUGUUCAGCAACUUUACCGGAUACUAAAGCAAUUUGGCGAGUUGAUCUGAAAGAUAUAUAUCGGUUAGAUCGCAUUGUGAUAUAUUUUAGGACAGAGAACAAGACAUGGGAUGAACACAACCCUCAUAGAGCUGUGCCCCUUGGGUUCUACCUCUACAUCUCUAACACAACCGAUAUAACGACCGCUGUCCGAUGUUAUCACGCUAAUUAUUACACAAUCUACGAUCUUCCGGAUGUUAUGCACAUUCUCUGCGCAUUGUCCGGACGUUACAUCAUAUACUACAACGAACGGAAAGAAGGAUAUGUCUAUCCUGCAAACUAUUCCCAGUAUGCAUUUGCUGAUUUGUGUGAAGUGGAAGUCUAUGGUUGUCCUGCCCCUGUAGAAGAUGGACCAAGGUGUACUCGUCCCUGCCCAACUAACUGUGAACAGUGUUACCCACAUACUGGGGUCUGUCAAAAAUGCAAACAUGGCUACAAAGGGACUGAAUGUGAACCUGUUGUUUGCAGUGCCUCUGCCUCCAUAAGUAUUUCCCCAAACAGUAGAAUUAAUAGUCCUGACUACAAUGCAAUAUAUUCGGCGGACGGACUCACGCUUCCUUCCAAUGGACGACUCCGGGUGGUGUAUAUCUACAUUACGUUGCCAAAGCUGGCAUCCGACCUAGCUUACUUGCAUAUAUCUAUUGUUAAAGCUGAACAUUUCAAUGUAUUGUUUCUCUCAGACAAAAUGGAAAAGACUGAGUAUGAUCAAGAUGUUGUGGGCCCUUUUCAUGGUCGCAUAUAUGCACGUACCAACUAUGGCUCUGUAACCCAAGUUAUCCGUAUUAAAGUACGAUAUAGGAAUUCGUUCACCAUAUCCAAUCUCAAACUUCCUCUGAAGACGUGUAGAAAUGUUACAACGCACACAUAA
Molecule: messenger RNA, 1842 nt
Organism: Magallana angulata
Lineage: Eukaryota; Metazoa; Mollusca; Bivalvia; Ostreida; Ostreidae
Exons: 11
Coding region: 1-1842 (613 amino acids)
Source: RefSeq, a predicted model, not a curated record